CAGAAGUAGAACAACAAGCUUGAGGUAUUGUGUUCGUGUGCAAGAGACAUGUAAUUUUCAAAGGAUAUGCAUAUUGUUUGUUGUUUUCGAUGAGAUUAAGCUCUUUAUCUUAUGUAGGCGUAUUUUUGCCUCUUUUUCUUCAAAGAUAUUUGGAAGAAUUAUGAAUCAGAGUGAUCUAUCAAAUGUGAUCUGCGAUGAAACGUCGGCUUGAGGAGACAGUGAAAGCAGCUGAAAGUAGUGGAGGGUAUUCACAUCCCUCGAGUCCCCUCUCCCCACCCCCCACCCGGAACCUUCCCAGGACACUCCCUACAGUUAACCAGCCAACUUAUGCGCCAGCUGUGAAGCCAGCUACGGAGUUAAGGAGUGUCCAGGGAUUUACAACAUACCCUACCACGAUGCCUGCAAUUACGCCUACUCUUAAGCCUGCUGUGUCAGGAGGUGCGCAGACGAUAACCAAUAUACAUACAUUGCAGACCCCCACUCCCCUCCGCAAGAUUCACAAUACAACCAUGACACCGUCGGCAACUACAGUAACAACUGCUCAGCAACAACAGCAGAUUCAAAGGCUUAAAGUUGAAGAUGCACUGAGCUAUUUAGAUAUGGUCAAGUACAAAUUUGGGGACCAGCCUCAGGUUUACAAUGACUUUUUGGACAUCAUGAAAGAAUUCAAGUCGCAGAGCAUUGAUACACCUGGUGUCAUCGAGCGGGUGUCAAGUCUUUUCAAUGGCCACCCAGAACUUAUCGUUGGAUUCAAUACAUUCCUCCCACCCGGAUAUAAGAUUGAAGUAAAGACUAGUGAACAAGGCUAUUCAUUUCAAGUGCAAGUAAGCAUGCCUUCUCCCAGUGCUGCCACGACAACACUGGUGCCUGCAGCUCCGACAGUGCACCACACCCAUAUACCUACAACUGUGAUGCCUGUAGCAACCACUAAGCCUCUGUUGCUGUCUGGUACAACAAUUGUGAGCCACGGCAGCACUACAGCGGCUGUUGUACCCCCUCUGCCACCCCCUGUGCCGGCGACUACACCUCCACACUUCCCAAACCACACAACUACCAACAUCACGCAAGUACAAGCGCACCAGGCCGUCUCACAAGCGUUGAGUCAUGUAGACAACGCCCAGCCUCCAACUCCCUCCAGCCAACCGGUUGAGUUCAACCAUGCCAUAAACUAUGUCAACAAAAUCAAGAACCGUUUCCAAGGGCAGCCUGACAAGUACAAAAGGUUUCUAGAGAUUCUACACACUUACCAGAAGGAACAGAGGAAUCUGAAAGAGGUUGCUGGAAGUGGAGGUCAAGCAACCAACACCAAGCAACUUACUGAAGCUGAGGUUUACUCACAAGUAGCCAAGCUGUUUGAACACCAAGAGGAUUUAUUAGCAGAGUUCGGACAGUUCCUGCCAGAUGCUACAAACCACCAAACUCAGCUGGCCGUGUUUCAGUCCCGGCGGGGAGAAGAAACCGCCUCAGUGAACCGUAAACCUACCAUAAAUGUCAAGAUGCCCUCUUCCUUCAACAGUAGCUCUGUCAGUCCUAGCCCCAGCCCUGUCCCAGUCAAGCUUUGUACCCCUGCACCUACCACAGUCACCACCACCCCUCAUGUGGAGCCUCCUCACUCGGCUCAACCAGGUCUGAAGCGAUCUCCUUCAAUAACACUUCACCACUCGUCUCCCUCGACCUCCCACCACACUACUCAGCAUCCCCCAGCCAAGAAGCAUAAACCUAACUUCGCCUUUCGAGACAUUUCUCUUUCCGAGGCAGCCAAGUUUGGCACCCUCACAGAUUUUGCCUUCUUUGAUAAGGUAAGAAAGGCCGUGAGGUCCCAAGAGGUCUAUGAUAACUUCCUGCGCUGCAUCGCCCUGUACACCCAGGAAGUGGUGUCUAGGGCAGAGCUUCUUCAGCUGGCCACCCCUUUCCUGGGAAGGUUCCCAGAGCUUUUCAGAUGGUUCAAGGAAUACAUAGGCCAUGCUGACGGGCCUCCAGUACAUCUCAGCUCUAGUAUAAACUCUCCGCCCCACCACACCCUCAGUGGGGGAGACAACUUGCUCAACAGCCUCAACAGACCAGACCGUCCCACUGGAGAACAGGGUGAAAUAGAUUUUGCCUCGUGCAAGCGUCUUGGUGCCAGCUACUGUGCCUUGCCCAGGAAUCAUCAGCAGGAGAAGUGCAGUGGACGCAACGCACUAUGCAAGGAGGUUCUCAACGAUACUUGGGUGUCCUUCCCUACAUGGUCCGAGGAGUCCACUUUUGUCACUUCUCGCAAGACGCAGUACGAGGAAUAUAUCUAUAGAUGUGAAGACGAACGGUUUGAGCUUGAUUUAGUUCUGGAAGUGAAUGCGGCAACUAUCCGUGUACUUGAAGGAGUUCACAAGAAGCUCUGUCGAAUGUCAACAGAAGAAGUAGCCAAAUUCCAUCUGGACGAUUGCUUGGGGGGAAAUUCACCCACAAUACAUCAAAGAGCUCUUAUGAGAGUUUAUGGAGAUAAAGGGCCAGAUAUUAUCGAUGGGCUGAAGAAGAAUCCUGUAGUAGCUGUGCCCGUGGUGCUGCGAAGGCUCAAGGCCAAAGACGAAGAAUGGAGAGAGGCUCAGAAGGGCUUUAACAAGAUAUGGAGGGAACAAAAUGAAAAAUAUUAUUUAAAGUCAUUGGACCACCAGGGUAUUAACUUCAAACAGAAUGACAUGAAAGCUCUACGGUCCAAGUCAAUGUUCAACGAAAUAGAAACGUGUUAUGAUGAGCGUCAUGAACAAGUGGAGGCUGGAGACCCGACUGCUCUGCCUGGGCCUCAUAUGGUUCUGCCCUACAAAGACAAGUCGGUGUUGGAUGAUGCGGCCAACCUCCUUAUACACCAUGUCAAGCGGCAGACCAGUAUAAACAAGGAAGACAAGCAACGGAUCAAACAUAUGCUGCGGGUUAUGCUGCCGGACUUCUUCCAUCAUCCUCGACAGGAGCUCAGUGAGGACGAGAGAGACACAGCAGACGACAACAAAAGUGGCGCCCCAGCCAGUCCGAAUCCUGAAAUUGGUACGAACAAUAAGAGCAGAUCUGACGACAAAUCUAGAAGCAGUGAAAAUGAAGACGUUAAGUUACCCAUACACGCUCUCUCAUCCCAUCCGGAUGAAGCUUACACUCUUUUCUUCGGCAAUGGGAACUGGUAUUUGUUCUUUCGGCUUCAUCAGAUCCUCUGUGAUAGAUUGACACACAUCUACGAACAAGCUAACAUUUUGAUACAAGAAGAAGGAAAGUUUAAAGAGUUGAGGUCUGAUGCAGCUGCUCAGUCUCUUAGGCUCAAGCCUAAAUGUGAAUUCUUAGCGGAAGUGGAAGUUGAAGAUUACUAUUCAGUAUUUUUGGAUAUGGUGAAGAACGUGUUGGAUGGAAACAUGGAUGCCAACACUUAUGAAGAUACUCUUAGAGAGAUGUUUGGGAUCCAUGCCUACCUCGCAUUUACUUUGGACAAAGUUGUUAUUUAUUCUGUUAGACAGUUGCAGCAUCUGGUAUCAGAUGAGCCGUCCUCCAAGUGUGCAAGUUUGUUCCUGAAGGCAAACACAAGGGGAGGAGCGGGAGGAUCUUGUGUCACAGCUCACCAGCGCUCUGCUGCAGAAGCUUCCUAUCAGCGCAAGGCAGAGACUGUACUUGAGCAUGAAAACUGCUUUAAAAUCAUCAUUUACAAGAUUGAUUGUAAAUUGACUAUAGAAAUUCUUGAAAUAGAUGUCGAUGAAAAUGAAACUUCAAACAGAGAAGCUGAAAAAUGGUCUGCAUAUGUUGACAGAUACACUAAGAGCGAAAUUGAGAAAGACGAUGAAUUAGAUGAAGAAGAGCAAGAACGAAGGCUGUGGGGAAAAGCCAUCUUCUUACCUCGAAAUGUCAGGUUGUGGCGGGAGCGAGUAGCCAACAACAAAAACAAGAUCCCACCUAAGAUUGAUUCGUGUGAUGACACGGAAUGUAAAUUCAAUCUCAACUCGUACAAGAUGGUGUUUGUCCUGGACCGUGAGAGUUACCUGUAUAAGAGACAAGCGCUUCAGAAAGCCAAACAGACUCACAGGAAAUUGAGUCUACGAAUGAGCAUGAAGUUCCGCUUGUGGCACCAGAACUGGGCUCGUACACACUUGACAAUGCAGCAGUACGACUUUGCCACGGAGUGGAUGAUGGGUAAUCUACCGGACUACCAACCUAACCACACGAUCGUGUUGUCUGACAACCCUGUGGACAAAGCUCCGUACCGAUCAUACAAUCGUUACCGAGUCUCUCGCUCCCAACCCAAGUAAACAUACUCGUGGAGUCUUUACACAUAAGCCCUAACGUUUUUGUUUCAUAUAAAGCUAUAUUUUGUAUAAAGGUUGAAAUAUAGUUUAGUAUAUAAAUGAUUCUCAUUGUAUAAUAGAUUUCAUUCCGUUAAAGUAUUGUCAAAUUUUUAUUUAAUUAUUUGUAUGAUAAUAUUGUGCAUAUAUAUAUCAUUCCCUCUUUGUCAAAAUUAUUUUAGAUACUUGGCAAACGGUAUUAACAUGCUAUUGCAAACAAAUAUGGUUUAAAUGACUAUUUCAUACACCGUAUUCAUUUUGCUCUCUUAAAAACUGUUUAUAAUGUACUUCUUUACUGUAAUAUUUUGCUAUAAUUAUUUUUUCCCUGCAGUGAUCAUUUGAUUUAUGAUGGUUUUAAGUUUUGAUUUGAGUUUUUGUAACUCCAAGUUUUUUAUUGAUUAAUUGGUUGUUUAUAUACAAUUGUUGAUAUAUUGUAAAAUAUAAAAACUCUCUUCACUUAUAACUUAUGCAAGAUUUUUUACAAAUGCUAGUAAGUAGCAUUAUAUUUUACUUUAUACAGAUCUGAUUAAAAAUAUCUAAACUUAUGAAAAAAUACUUUAUUUAAAGAAAAGGGAAUUCGGAUACAUUUUAAUUAACUGAAAGCACAAAAAUAUGUCAAAUAUCACUUAUAAUAAUAUAUUUACAAUUAUACUGUUUACUCACAAGACGGUAAAUACAUAUAAAAGAUAAGUGUAAAUAUAUUAUUAAAAGUGUUAUUUGACGUAUUUUUGUGCGUCAAGGUAAUUUAAUAACACGUACGAUGCUGAACAAGAAGUUAUUUUAAUUAGCUAUUAAAAUGUAUAAGCAACAUAAAAAUAAAUUUAACUUUGCCUGACAUUGAAAGAAUACAUUUUAAGGUUAAUUAAUUAGCAUUAAAUUAUAAUUGAAUUGAUAUUUGUAGUUGAUCUGUAUAAAGUUCACAUUUUAUUGAUCAUAUUUUAUUGUGAAAUUGUAUUGGAGAGAUAUCAUACAAGAAUCAUUGUUUUAUUGUAGAAAAUCAAACUUGUAUUUGUACAUAACUCAAACAAGAGUUUCAAUGUAGAGUUUGAUUUAGAUGCAAGCCAAGAGAAAUCAUUUUUUACGUUGUAUCUAUAUUUUUCAUAAUCAUUUGCUUUUUUCCUUUAUAUGCUGGUUAGACAUUUUUUGUUUUGCAUUUGGAUCAAUUUACAUUUUCUUUAAUUGUUGAAGUUUUUGUACCAAGCAUAACAGUCUUACAGUUAAGCAAAAAUGUUUUACACAACGGUACAUAAUAGUGUGGAUCAUAUUGUUUUGGUUAGUUAUUGUAUUCAUUAAGUUCAUUUAAUAAAUAUGUUUAAAAAUGAA
Macrosteles quadrilineatus (aster leafhopper) is the source of this 5615-nucleotide messenger RNA. RefSeq names its product paired amphipathic helix protein Sin3b (gene Sin3A). Gene Ontology annotation, cellular component: chromatin. The record is from RefSeq and is a predicted model, not a curated record. Bases 195 to 4259 code for a protein of 1354 amino acids. Gene Ontology annotation, biological process: negative regulation of transcription by RNA polymerase II. Lineage: Eukaryota; Metazoa; Arthropoda; Insecta; Hemiptera; Cicadellidae. Gene Ontology annotation, molecular function: transcription corepressor activity. The transcript is spliced from 24 exons.